Molecule: messenger RNA, 336 nt
Organism: Fulvia fulva
Lineage: Eukaryota; Fungi; Ascomycota; Dothideomycetes; Mycosphaerellales; Mycosphaerellaceae
Product: 60S acidic ribosomal protein P1
Exons: 3
Coding region: 1-336 (111 amino acids)
Biological process (GO): translational elongation; cytoplasmic translation
Cellular component (GO): ribosome; cytosolic large ribosomal subunit
Molecular function (GO): ribonucleoprotein complex binding; protein kinase activator activity; structural constituent of ribosome
Source: RefSeq, a predicted model, not a curated record
AUGUCCACCGCCGAGCUCGCCUCUUCCUACGCGGCCCUCAUCCUCGCCGAUGAUGGUGUCGAGAUCACUGCCGACAAGCUCCAAUCCCUCAUCACCGCCGCCAAGGUCCCUGACAUCGAGCCAAUCUGGACCACCCUCUUCGCCAAGGCCCUCGAGGGCAAGGACGUCAAGGAGCUGCUACUGAACGUCGGCUCCGGUGGUGGUGCCGCCCCAGCCGCUGCUGGUGGUGCCCCUGUCGCAGGUGGUGAUGCCGCUGCUGAUGCGCCAGCUGAGGCCGCAAAGGAGGAGGAGAAGGAAGAGUCCGACGAGGACAUGGGCUUCGGUCUUUUCGACUAA